CGCCAGUCCGACGCGAGCCGGCGCAGGCUAGAGCUGUUCGCGCGGCGGGAGCACCCGGAGAACACACCAGUUCGCCCUCUUAUCCCGACACCAGGUGGGGUGAUGCGCUGAGGCGGUGAUGCUGCCCACUCUAGCAGUCACGUGUCUGCUGGCCCUGGCGGCGGGCCGAGGGGCGGACGGGGGCGGCUGGACGCCCAUCGCGCCGCCCCACGCCGUCCAGCUGGCGGCCGGCCUCGGCGAGCCCUUCGACGACCCCGGGGCGUCGCGACGCCUGGGCUUCCCGCCGCAGCUGCGACUGGUCGACGACGACUCGGACCAGUGCGCGCUCUACAAGGUGUCCAUGGCGCAGGAGCUGUACUUCCAGUACAUUCAAUACAAGUUGUCCAUUCCGGACAUGACUGAGUUCACAAUGUGCGCUUGGACCAAGUUCUACAACCACAGCAAUGACCACCCAAUAUUCUCAUACGCAGUCCCCGACCUGCCGAAGGCCGUGCUGGUGUGGGUGUCCAACACGGCGCGAAGCAGCUACUUCAGCAUCUCGGUGGCAGGGCACACGCUCUGCCGCCUCAACUACCCGCUCCGCCUAAACCGCUGGUACCACUCCUGCCACUCGUGGAACGGCCGCACGGGCGAGUGGCAGGUGUGGGUGAACGCAGAGCGCGUCGGCAGGGGCUUCCACAACCGGCUGGUCGGCUACAAGAUUCCCGGAGGCGGGAUAGCCGUCAGCGGCCAGGAGCAGCGCCAGUUCGGCGGGGGCUUCCUGGAAGGGCCGGACUCCCCCCGCGGCUCCGGGGGGAUGCUAGGCGAGAUCACCAUGCUGCACCUCUACUCCGCAGCACUGUACCCCGGCAAGGCCCACCGGGACCACAAGCACCACCACGGGCACCACCACGAGACCAACCCCGCCAACGGGAUCCCGCCCUCCGCCACCGCCCAGCCCCAGCCCCCGCCGACCCCCCCGCCCCAGCCCUUCCCGCCCAACCCCUUCCUCGUCGGCGGCCAGCUCCGGCCCGAGAUCAACAUCCAGGCCCAGCUGGGGCGGCCGCACCUCGGGCCCAACGGCGUCCUCAGGAACCCCGGGGCGCUGCUGCCCGAGCUGCAGCAGCCCACAGCACUCUCCCUCGACCUCUUCCAGCACAAGCUGUUCAAGCGGAACGAGCUGGCCGGCACCACCAACGGCAGCGAGCCGCUGGUCGCGCCCGGCCGCGAGGAGGACGCGCUCAUCCGCGCCGCCUCCAAGGAGGACCUGGUGAAGACCACCCAGCUCCCGGAGACCAAGCACAAGAAGCGGUCGGCCCCGGAGGGCGCCCUCGAGCGGGAGAUGCUGGGCGAUGCGCCCGAGGAGAAGCAGCCCGCCAAGAGGGGCAUCCUACUGGGGCUGGACGGCACGUCCUUCGUCUCCGGGGACUACCUGGGCGACGCGGGCGGCCUGCUGGGGGGCACGCACAACGUCCUGGGAGCGACGGACCCCCAGCAGAAGAAGGAGUACGAGCGCGAGCCGGCCGAGGGGGAGGUCCUCCAGAUACUGAACGUGUGCUCGGGGUGCGCCCCCGAGCCCUUCAAGAAGGUCGAGGUUAUCUCCUGGAGGCUCACGCCCAAGAAGCUGUACUCGGGUGCGCUGUUCGUGCCCGCCAAGCAGGAGUGCCGUCGGUUCUGA
This is a messenger RNA of Bacillus rossius redtenbacheri, 1657 nucleotides long. RefSeq lists its product as uncharacterized. The record is from RefSeq and is a predicted model, not a curated record. Lineage: Eukaryota; Metazoa; Arthropoda; Insecta; Phasmatodea; Bacillidae. The transcript is spliced from 5 exons. The coding region runs from base 119 to 1657 and encodes 512 amino acids.